Didymodactylos carnosus is the source of this 918-nucleotide messenger RNA. The record is from the annotation of a GenBank genome assembly. Lineage: Eukaryota; Metazoa; Rotifera; Eurotatoria; Philodinida; Philodinidae.
AUGCGCGUUAAUGGCCCCAGAGGGCAAAGUUCAUCUGAUCAACAACACCAUCAUUUAUUAUUGGGAAAUGGUACAGGUACAACCACAAAUAGCAGUACGAGUAAUGGAACCAAUCAAAAUGGUUCAAAUAUCGUCGGAAACUUAGAUAACCACCUUGGAUCAGCAGCAACCACCACGUUUCCAUAUGAUACAUCAAGUUCAUUAGAUUAUCCACGCUUUAGUGGUUUUGAUCGUCUCGAUUUGAAAAAUUUUACAUCUACCACAUCAUCAUCGCCGGCUAAAUCAAAUCUUCAUCCUUAUUCAAAUUUUACCAUGAUGCAAGCAGCAAUGCAACAUCACAACGCUGCAUCAGUAUCCGCAUCAUCUACACAUAAUGGACAAUUUACAAGUGACUAUUUAACAUCGGUACCAAAUGGUAGUUGGAAAAUGCAAGAUGCAGCAGCCGCUCUAGGAAUGCAAUCACCCAUGCAUCAUCAUCAUCAAUUAUCAUCACAUUUCAGUGCCAUGACAGCUAAUCCAAUGUUAUACUAUAAUUGGAUGAGACCAGGUAGUGGUCCGGAGUUUAAUUUUGAACAUAAACGUACUCGUCAAACCUAUACUCGACAUCAAACAUUGGAAUUAGAAAAAGAAUUUCAUUAUACUAAUAGAUAUUUAACACGACGUCGACGAAUAGAAAUUGCACAUCAAUUAAAUCUAACUGAAAGACAAAUUAAAAUUUGGUUUCAGAAUCGCCGUAUGAAGUGGAAAAAAGAAAAUAAUUUUAAAUCGUUAAACGAUCCAAAUGUUAAAUUAGAAGCGUCCAACAAUUCACAUCAUUCAUUGUCUGAUUCAUCGAGUUAUCAUCAAAUAAAAAAGGAGCAUACACAACAAAUUGAUUCAAACACACAUCAUCAUCAUGACAAAACGAAUCAAACUUAA